CAAAACAAGGGAGAAAACCUGGAAAGAGAAGAGAAGAAACCCUUUGUUUCGCGGCGUGAGCGUUGCAAAGGUUGAAGCUUUUCAUCUGAGAGAAGAGAAGAGAAGAGAAGAUGGUUCUAUCAAACAAGAAGCUGAAGCAGAAGCUUAGAGCUGCAUUGGCCAAACAGCAAAGCAACUCUGAUGUAGUUGGUGUUGAUGCCCCUUCUUCUUCUUCUCCUUCUUCUCAUUCUCUCAAAACUCUUCUUGACUCUUCUGCCCACAAGCCCGUAUUAUCCAAGAGAGAGAAACGCCGAAAGCUUCGAUCUUUGGAACACCCUCCAGCUGAGGCUUCUCCAAAAGCUGCCCAUGAAGUUGAAGGAAGCAACAAGGAAAAUGGCUCAGAGGGUUUGGGCAGUAAGAAGAAGAAUAAGAAGAGGAAGGUAAAGGAUGAUGCUGAUGUUGCAACUGAAGCUCCCAAUGAUGCUGAGAAAUCGACGAACAAGAAGAAGAAGAAGAAGCAGAAGCAGCAGAAGAAGAAAAAGAAGACCAAAACGGUGGAGCAAAACAAUUCCAAUCAUGAAGGGGAAGUGCCACAAGCUACAGUGUUGAAUGAGAGUAGUAAUAAUACUAAUGCUAAUAGCAGUCAAGAUGGUUGUGAUGAUCCUACAAAGGUUUAUGUGGGGGGAAUUCCCUAUUACUCAACCGAGGAUGAUAUUCGAAGUUAUUUUGAGAGCUGUGGCACCAUAACUGAAGUUGAUUGCAUGUGUUUUCCUGAGAGUGGCAAGUUUAGAGGGAUUGCCAUUAUUAGUUUUAAGACAGAAGCAGCAGCAAAACGUGCAUUGGCUCUUGAUGGAGCUGACAUGGGAGGACUCUUUCUUAAAAUCCAGCCAUACAAAGCAACUCGAGUCAAUAAAAUAUCAGAUUUUGCUCCAAAGAUCAUGGAAGGAUACAAUAGAACAUAUGUUGGGAAUUUGUCAUGGGAUAUAACCGAGGAAGAACUCAGAAAAUUCUUCUCGAAUUGCAACAUAGCUUCGCUGCGAUUUGGUAUGGACAAGGAUACUGGAGAAUUUCGAGGGUAUGCGCAUGUGGAUUUCAGUGAUAGUCAGUCACUAAAAACAGCUCUUACAAUGGACCAAAAGUUUUUGUCCGGGAGACCUGUCAGGAUAAGUUGCGCAGUUCCUUUGAAGAAGAAACCAACAACGCAUACAACCGCUGUGACUACAACUACAACUACAAGUAAUGGGGUUGAUGGCAAGAAAUCAACUUCCACUGUUUCCGCUGUAAGUGGCAAGAUAAAGAGGAGGACAUGCUAUGAGUGUGGCGAAAAAGGACAUCUUUCAUCAGACUGCCCAAAGAAACAAACUACGGAUCCAGCUUCAACCUGAAGGAUGCUGUAAACCCGACAUGUAGUUCUUCUUUACUUGUUUCUUCUAGUGAACAGUUUGGUUGCUUUUGUUGUUCUUUAUAAUUUUUUUAUUUUUAAUCUAAAAGAAAUAUAGGGCAGCUCUAUAAUUAAACAAGUUAGCAGUUUCCUCCAUUGGGCAUCAAUUUUUUCCCUCUAAAAUGAGAAAGCUCUUUGUCUUUCAUAUGAACAGCCAAAAGAAUGUGAAAAAUAGCAAAGAAGUUCCGAAAUCAUUAGUGAAGAAUGUCCUUUGAUGUGGUAGCAGAUAGUAGUAGAGUAGUAAUAAUAGUGGUAUGUGAUUUUCUUAAGAAUCAGGC
This is a messenger RNA of Arachis ipaensis, 1698 nucleotides long. It is a transcript of the gene PHIP1, whose product is annotated as phragmoplastin interacting protein 1. The record is from RefSeq and is a predicted model, not a curated record. NCBI's taxonomy places the organism in Eukaryota, Viridiplantae, Streptophyta, Magnoliopsida, Fabales, Fabaceae. Gene Ontology annotation, molecular function: RNA binding; zinc ion binding.